Messenger RNA from Musca domestica (house fly), 2751 nucleotides. Its product is annotated as proteoglycan 4-like. Gene Ontology annotation, molecular function: chitin binding. The transcript has 9 exons. NCBI's taxonomy places the organism in Eukaryota, Metazoa, Arthropoda, Insecta, Diptera, Muscidae. Bases 1 to 2751 code for a protein of 916 amino acids. The record is from RefSeq and is a predicted model, not a curated record. Gene Ontology annotation, cellular component: extracellular region.
AUGACCUAUAUAAGGUCGGCCAGUAAAGCCAGCCAAAACCUAUAUAAGGCCAAGGAGACCACAUCUGACAAUAAACUUACCUUAUUUCGUGGUGUCAGGUGCAUAACUGUUGAUGCAAAAAGCACCAACGAAAAUGAAACGGAUACAUCUGCCAUCCAUGAAGUGCAAUAUAAAUCCAGCAAUAUUGAAGAGAAUGUCACCUUGUCUACCGGGGACUCGGAGCUUAGUGCAUCGGAACGUACAAGACGUUUAAUUCCGUACAUGGCCUUUUAUGUGCCCGUCCAAGAUCUGCCCAUUAACCAGCAGUAUGCUGCAAUACCAACGCAGACAAAAAAUGGACCACGACUCAGUGGAACAGGCACAUCUUCAGGGUCGCACAUUCCCCUGCCACCGCAAUAUGUUAACAUGAAAACAUAUUCGGGGCCGGAAGCUGCGUCAUAUUUACAAUCUCCAACAGCUGCUCCACAUUAUCAGGCCGGUUCAGGCGAUGCCUAUCAUGGGCUGGCAGUAUACGGUGGUGGUGGUGUUGGGGGCACACCUCACCAAGAGCAGCCAUAUCAACUGGUACCAACAGCUAUAAAACACAUCGAUAAUGGCGCUAACCACAAAUACCCUGGACAGCAGUUACUUUCUGCGGGAUCGCCCGGCCCUUCGGCACCAUCCGCUGGAAUUAACUUGACUGGCAAUAAGAUAAAUCCCAUUCGGCAUAAAACCGUACAGCAUUUUCCACCACUGCCAUCACAUCCAGCCACCUCCUCAUCGUCGACAUCAACAUAUGAAUCUGCCUCGCUGAAACACCAACGAUACCAACAGCAGCAACAACAACAUAGUGUCGCUUAUCGUCCACGAACGAAACAAUCAAAAAUCAAUUUAACACCAUUUACACCAGCCAAUUCCGUGCCGGGAAAUUUUGUGCCAAUUGUUUAUACGCCAGUAAACAGCAACAGUAACAACAACCAUAACAUAGUCAUAACAUCACAUGCUACAUCCGCGGCUGACACCCACACCACCGACACCGAUAAUUCGCCACCAGACUUAUCUACAACAACAGCAAAUGGAGGUGGAAAGCAACAACAACAAAUUGCAAUUGAAUACCCCGAUCCAUUGCAUCCAGCUUCAAUUGAUGGUGUGACCCAACACCAACGUCCGUCACCGUCUACGCAACACCUCCAGCCCUUCUCACACCAGCAUCGUCUAAAUCCUAAACAGCCGGGACAAUAUUUUAGUGUAACGCCGUUGUCGUCUGGAAGAGACACAGGCAACUCCCAACAUCAGGAUAUACAAGCCAUUGGCCCUUCAUCCAGUUAUGACCAUUCCCAACAACAACAACAUAGUCCCGAAAUUGUCCUUAUUGAUGGCUCACCCCGACCGCCAAAGCAUUCGCAACAGUUAACAUUGAUUGGAUCCAAGCCACAAAACCAACAACAAUAUCACACAAAAACUAUACAAUUUCGUCCUUCGAAACCUGAGCAUUUUUUCAUAUCAGAACAGGAGCACUCUGAACAGCAACGUCCACGUCCCAGUGAUAAGUACGCCCAAACAAAGAACCAACCACAUCAAUUGGAACAGGACCAAGGACAACAUCAACUCCUGACCAAACCCAAACCUUCAACGCCACAAUAUGCCGACUAUCCUGUAGAUGAACCGAAGCAAUCCUUGGAUGAAGACCACGACAAUGAGUCGUACCGACAACCGGCGGCACAGUUGCCCCUAAAACCCACACUGGGGCCACCAACUCACGCCUUUGUUGUGGUUACAACCGCAGCACCCCCAACAUACCACCAGCCUGUGAUCCAAGAAAAUUAUGGCUCCACCGUUCGACCUCUGUACAAAAAUAAACCGAAUAUCAAAUUACAGCCCGUGACCAAGGAGAAGAAUGUCAAUUAUCCAGUCAUUAGGCAACCGAAUCCAACGGCAAGACCUUCUCCUGCCCUAGUCUCAACAACUCCAAAUACCAUGAUUGUGGAUUCUGCUCCCAAAUAUGUUUACGUCAAAGAGGAAUUUGGACAGAAACUAGCUACCCCUCCACCAAUAAAACUGAAACCAGUGCAAAAAUAUGAAAACGAUAAUCACAUUCCUACAAAACAACAGCCACACGUCCAGCUGCAACACCUACAGCCACAACCACCGGUCGCCGGUCAUGGACACAACGAACUCUCAUCCACGGUGGAGUCCACCCCACCACAACGACACACUUUAUCCGAUCCAAACGAGCUGCCCGACAUACGCACAUCCUCACUGGCAGAAAUAUUGCACAAGUUACAAGAGAGCAACCACCUGCCGCAUACCUUGACGCCGGACAACAUUGACAAUUCCAUCAAAACCCUCAUUCGUAUAUUGAACAAUUUGAAGAAGACCCAAACGAUUGUGGCCAAUCCACCACAGCACCAUGAGAGUUCCCCGGCCAUUUCGCCGGAUUAUGAUUAUGCAACGGGUAGUGAGGAACAGGACCAGGAUUUGCCGCACCAACAAGGUGAUGUGCGUCUCCCCAUACCAGUAGCAGCCAAUACACCAAACAAACAUCCCGGACCCAGUACUGGAAGACCCGGCAUUGACUAUCCAAACUAUGCUGAAAUACCUCAGACUUCAUUUGACUGUUCGCAACAGCGGUACAAAGGAUUUUUCGGAGAUCCCGAAACAAAUUGCCAAGUAUGGCACUAUUGUGAUCUGAAUGGCGGCAAGGCGUCUUUCCUCUGUCCGAAUGGAACGAUUUUCAGUCAGAGUCCAACAUUUUUGCAGAAGUUACAGUAA